GCCUAUUCACAGCCUGCCUACAUUCUUAGCCCCCUCCUCCCAUUCUUAGCCUCCCGUCCCAUUCUUAGCCACAUCGUCGCACGCCCAUCCUGUAAACUGCGCUCCAGCGAGAUUUACAACAUUUUCACCACUACCGCCAGAACUCCCACCACUUCCCUGCCACCACCACCGACACGUUGCCCCCCUAAUCCUGGCUCCCGUCGCUCCCUGCCACCACACCACCACCACGGACCCCAUUGGAUCCUUCUGUCGCUCGAACGCCCGUUUUUCCGUUCCGUUCGUCGUCCCGUUCGUCUCCACCGCCUCCCUGUGCUCCCUGUGUUGGAUCCAUGCACUUGUUGACUGCUCCUUACACCAUGCCGGACCAGCACUCCCCCAACGGCGUCUACCAGACGCUCCCGCCAGCGCCAGAGUUGCCCCAGUACCAGCUAGUGGCGCCUCAGUACGGAACAGGCGCCCCUGGCUAUAGUCCAGCACCUCCCCAUGCAUUUGUCCUGCCCAGCCAGUCGUCCUCCAAGUCGGCUAGCGGGACUUCCACGCCCCAGGUCCGCAAGAAACGAGGCAGACCCCCCAAGGCCACCUCGUUGUCCAGCAAAAUCACCACCACCUUGAACAUCAGCGUCAAUACCUCACCAUUAAGUGGUCUGCCUACAGCCGAGUUCAACUCCAACCAGAUCGUCAAGAGAGGCGCUCCCGACUUCUUCACCCCGUUGAUGCGGAUCGGGUCUGCCAAACAGAAGAAGCGUAGAAAGAACUCGGCCAGCUCCUCGGUGGGCAGCUCGCCCAGCGUAGCCAAGAGGGCUAAGUCCAAUACGGCUGCUGCCAUUCCCACUGCUGCUGCGGCUGCUCCCCACAUGGAUAACCUCUUAGUGACUCCGUUGUCGUCAGCUAUCAACGGGUCAACCUUCACUCCCUACCACCAAAUCAACUCCAGGGCCUUGGACAACAUCUCCAUGAUCACCCAGUCCGACCAAGUACACAACCCCCAGAUGUUCAACUUGCACAACAGUGACGUUUCCUACUACAACACGCCUCCUUCCUCCACCGUCAAGGGCCACUUCCCAAACUACUUGUCCACGCCCCAGUUUGUGGGCAGCGCUAGAUCCCCCGUGUUUCCCACUCCAUCGAGGACCGAGGAGCGGCCUCAGUCGCAGGCACCAGCGUUCAUGGUCACCUCCAGCACCCCCACCCCUAAUGUCCAUAACCAAGACCCCAUGAACAUGUCUCCAAACAAUAACUUGUUGCCUCCUGUGUCGUUAAUCCCAUCCAAAAUGGAUUUCUUGGAGCAGCAGCAGCAGCAACAACAUCAUCAACAACAGCAACAACAGCCACAACAGCAACAACAGCAGCAGCUUCACCAGGACACUCAAUGCCAGACCCCUCAGUCUGGGGAAGCCUUAAAGGAGCUGCCCAGAAAGGAGCUGCCCAGAAAGCAGCGCCCACAACGCACAGCCAAGGCCCAGCUGGUGGUUCCUCAGACCACCAAAGCUUCGACUCCACCUACAAGCAACUACCUGUUGAAGUUGACUAUAGAUGACCUGGGAAAAGCCAUAUUCUCCAGCGACUUCUUCGCUUCCGAGCCCAAAGAAGUGUCGCCCACUGUCGAAGUGUCUCCUCACACCAAGCCUUUGCCUGCUCCUGUUAAAGCUAAGGCGGUUUCAAAGGCACCAACAUUGAAGAAGGAAGCCAAGUUGCCCACCGUACGCCCUAGAUUAACUCAUGCAAACUCGGUAAUUGGGAUUGAAGCCCAGUAUAUCCAGAAAGAGCAAAAGCCUCAGAUCCAUGAAAACGUUAAUCCUGCGAAUGGUACACCUGCUGCAUUGAGAAGACACAACUCGGAUAUCACUGGAUUCACCAACACAGUUCAGAACUCGUCUUUAGCCUCAAUUAGCGAGCAGGGUAAUAUUACUCAACCGCCAAUGCCACAGACUCCAAAGUACGAUGACAACUAUUUAUACACAUCCACCGGAUUCACUCCAAACACUAACUUGGGUUUCAGUUUAACCCCACAAUUCAAUUCUAUGAUGUACUCUAUGAUGAGUAUCAAUUCACCUCAGGUCAGAAAGAACAAUCAGGAAUUCUUGAUGAACCAAGAAUUCUUCAUGGGCGGGCAACCACCUCAACAGACCCAAGAUUUCAGAUUCGAUCAAGAUAAUCUGACUUUGCAAUCGCACAAGCCUCAAGUUGGACCCUCCAACCCUUCGCUUACCGCCGGUGAAUCUACAUCCACGGGCGCGUUUAACGAUGGUUCCAUCAACAUGACCGACUUGAUGAACUUAGGUAACUCUACCAAUGACUAUGAUUCCAAGAACUCUGCUAAACCUUUCCAAACUCCAUCGUCAUCAGCACCACUGUCCAAUGAAGAUUCUGGUGAUGCACGCUUAGCAUUAAAGAAAAUCAUACAUGUUAAAAGAAAAUAGUUGUUUUUCUCCUAGUCAAUUCAUGAUCAACUCCCACGAUUCAUAUGAACAGAGACAGUCUACUCAUCGAUUCCAUGCAUUAGAUAUACCGUAUUUUUAUUCACUUCAUAACACUCAUAAUAUGCCAUUGCCAUUUGGUUCGCUUUUGAUUUCAUUUACGUUGUUUUCGUUCUCCCUACAUCAGGAUGUCUUUAUAGCAUUACACAAAUUAUAUUUAUCACUAGAUUAGUAAGUGUUUAAUGUGGACUUAAUGUCAAUAACCACAACUAGCAUUCGUAAAAUUUGG
Messenger RNA from Suhomyces tanzawaensis NRRL Y-17324, 2706 nucleotides. RefSeq lists its product as uncharacterized. The record is from RefSeq and is a predicted model, not a curated record. The coding region runs from base 357 to 2420 and encodes 687 amino acids. The transcript has a single exon. Lineage: Eukaryota; Fungi; Ascomycota; Pichiomycetes; Serinales; Debaryomycetaceae.